Molecule: messenger RNA, 2324 nt
Organism: Scomber scombrus (Atlantic mackerel)
Lineage: Eukaryota; Metazoa; Chordata; Actinopteri; Scombriformes; Scombridae
Exons: 3
Coding region: 86-586 (166 amino acids)
Source: RefSeq, a predicted model, not a curated record
AGCGAUCUGAUGAUGAGAGACAACCUGUUUGAGAUGGUGACGAGCUCCAGAACCUUCUACAUGCAGGCUGACAGCCCAGAGGGACAUGCACAGCUGGAUAAAGGCGAUCUCAGGAGCCAUCGUGGCUCAGCGAGGCCCCGGACGCUCCGCUAACACUGAGCGCAGUGACCCCCCCUCUCCCUCCCCAACGUCUUCCUCCUCCACCUUCUACUUCCCCCUCGACCAGGAGCUACACCUCCCACCACCACCACCACCACCACCAUCCUCUUCCCCCGGCCGUUCCUCAGCGGGCGCUCAGCCUCUCGCUGGACACGCACCACCACCACCACCACCACCAGGACAACUUCCUGGGCCUGUUGCCAUGGAGACUGAGCGGCGUCCAAACGGUGAUGAUGCCCCUCCCCACCGCCCGCUCCCGCCUGUCGCUGCAGGAGACGGUGCGGUCGUCAAAGUAACGGCGAAGAAAGAGGAGGGGAUUGAGGAGGAGGAGUCGCCAUGGAAACGCCGUAGUGAGAUCGCCCAGUUUGGAUAUGGCGGCGGAUGCGGAGGUGAGGAGGAUUCAGACCUGCAGAUGUCCCUGAUUUGAUGAUGAUGAUGAUGAUGAUGAUGAUGGUGAUAAUGGUGACUGACAAUCUCUUAACACACACUUCCACACAAUUUUCUUCACACACUGAGACAGAAAACAUCCCGACUUUCCCCCAAAUUAUCCCUCCACAAAUCUUCCGAGGACCAGUUGUUGUUUUUUUUAAAUCUAAGUGUUGUUUAACAUGUUGGAUUCUUCUUCUUCUUCUUCUUCUUCCUCUGCUGUAGUUUUUUUUUUCCCUUCACUUUUCUGUCUUCCUUGGCUGUAUUUUACCAGAAAGGGCUGCUGGCAAACAAAAAAUCAGGUUGUCAUGGAAAGAGAAUUUAAAAAAAACAAAACAAAAAAAACAAAAAGUAUCUGGAGCGGGUUUCACGGUUCAAAGUCAAAAACAUACAAACCAAAGUGUGCAGUCGUGUUGGGGUUCCUUCAGCUCAGACGUUACAGGCUGUUAAAGAAGUGCUUGAAAGAAUGUUUAUUUUUUUAAGACAAUCUCGCCUGUAUAUUAUAAAACUUUUAAAUCUUCUGGAGAACCGUCACACUUCCUCUUUUUAUUGCAUCACUUCUUGUAGAAAACGUCACACUUGUCAAACAGAUGCUGUUGUUUUUUUUUUAAGGCUUUAAAGCACUCGGGUCCAGAUUCACUGAGGUUGGAUUAUAUAGUAAAGUUAAAAAUCUGCACAUCCUCCAGUUUUCAGGUCUUUGAAAUUGAGUUUUUUUUUAUUUUUUAGGUUAAUUAAUGGAUUUUUAAAAAAAAAAGCAUAAAUAUGCAGAUGCAGUGGAUUCACUUGUGGAGACAGUGAUGAGCUUUAAGGGGAAAGAAAAGGAGAAAACAUAUAGAUAGGAUGAGGUCCUUGAAUCUAUAAACUGUCCUAAAAGAAGGAACAAGAGAUAUAUUUUUGAGGUUAAUUAAUGGAUUUUUUAAAGCAUAAAUAUGCAUAUAAAAUUUUAUACCUAAAUGAGUUAAUUAGGGUUAAAGAGAUGCAGUGGAUUCACUUGUAGAGGCAGUGAUGAGCUUUAAGGGGAAAGAAAAGGAGAAAUCAUAUAGAUAGGAUGAGGUCCUUGAAUCUAUAAACUAUAUAUUUUUUAGGUUAAUUAAUGGCAUAAAUAUGCAUAUAAAAUUUUAUACCUAAAUGAGUUAAUUAGGGUUAAGGAGAUGCAGUUGAUUCACUUGUAGAGGCAGUGCCGAACUAAGGGAAACUUUAAGGGAAAAAGAAAAGCAGGAGAAUUUAAUAAGGAGAAAUCAUAUAGAUAGCAUGAGGUCCUUGAAUCUAUAAACUAUAUAUUUUUUGAGGUUAAUUAAUGGAUCUUUAAAAGCAUAAAUACGUAUAUGAAUUGUUAUACCUAAAUAUGUUAAUUUCACUGUAAUUGCAGAGAUGCAGUUGAUUCACUUGUAGAGGCGGUGCUGAACUUUAAGGGGAAAACAAAAGCAGGAGAGUUCAAUAAGGAGAAAUCAUAUAAAUGGGAGAAAAAGUCAUAUUUUCAAUCAAUAAGAAGGAACAAGAGAUAUUUUUCAAAGGUUAAUUAAUGGAUAUUUAAAAGAAAUUUCAUACCUAAAUAGGUUAAUUAGGGUUGAGGAGAUGCAGUGGAUUCACUUGUGGAGGCAGUGCUGAGAUUUAAGGGGAAAUAAAAGGAGAAAUCAUAUAAACUGUCCUAUUUUCAAACAAUAAGAAGGAAAAAGAGAUAUUUUUUUUAGGUGAAUUAAUGGAUAUUUAAAAGUAUAAAUAUGCAUAUAGGUGCAUAU